This is a messenger RNA of Polyodon spathula (Mississippi paddlefish), 5037 nucleotides long. It is a transcript of the gene limk1a, whose product is annotated as LIM domain kinase 1a. Gene Ontology annotation, cellular component: cytoplasm; nucleus; neuron projection. Bases 70 to 1818 code for a protein of 582 amino acids. Lineage: Eukaryota; Metazoa; Chordata; Actinopteri; Acipenseriformes; Polyodontidae. Gene Ontology annotation, molecular function: protein serine/threonine kinase activity; ATP binding; protein binding. Gene Ontology annotation, biological process: protein phosphorylation; actin cytoskeleton organization; positive regulation of stress fiber assembly. The record is from RefSeq and is a predicted model, not a curated record. The transcript has 14 exons.
UGGCUGCUCUCUGUGUUGUGUUUUGAGAGCAGCUCAUAGAAUGAACGAGAGUGCCGAGUGAUUGAUGCAAUGUUAGGAGGAGUUGUGUUUGGGGAUUUAGAAGCGGUGUUCUGCUGUUUGAAAUGGCUGAGACCCAAUAAAAAGGUCGCAGGAGAGCAGAAGUAUCACCCCGAAUGCUUCACCUGUCUGAACUGCAGGGCCUUCAUUGGGGAUGGGGACACGUAUGCAUUAGUGGAGCGCUCCAAGCUGUACUGUGGGCGCUGCUAUUACCAGACGAUUGUGACUCCGGUCAUUGAGCAGAUCCUGCCGGACACUCCGUGCUCCCGGAUCCCGCACACUGUCACUCUGGUGUCCAUCCCCGCCUCCACCGACGGCAAGCGUGGCAUCUCCGUGUCCAUCGAUGAGGGCUGCAGCUCCAGUGGGUGUGCAGCCGACCACACACACACAGUCAGAGUCAAGGAAUUAGACACGGAGUGCAUCAGCCCGGAUGUGAAGAACUCGAUCCAUGUCGGGGACAAGAUCCUGGAGAUCAACGGGACGCCGAUCCGAAACGUUUCUCCAGAUGAGAUCGACCUGUUGAUCCAGGAGACAAGCCGGCUGCUGCAGCUGACCAUAGAGCACGACCCCCACGGCUCAGGGUCAGAAGCGAGCCCGCUGUCCGACCUGUGCAGCCCCCUCAGAUCUCUACCUCGCACCCCCUGCGCGGAUACCAGCGGCACCCACUCUCGAGCCAUCACGAGGAGCUGCAGUAUUGACAAGUCUCCCUGCUCCAGCCACACAGCCUCCCCCCAUUCCCAGCGCAAGGAUAUCGGCCGCUCCGAGUCCCUGCGCGUCGUCACCACCCAGACUCACCGCAUCUUCCGCCCCUCGGACCUCAUCCAUGGGGAGGUGCUGGGGAAAGGCUGCUUCGGACAGGCCAUCAAGGUGACGCACAAGGAUACUGGGGAGGUGAUGGUGAUGAAGGAGCUGAUUCGUUUUGAUGACGACACUCAGAGGACCUUCCUAAAAGAGGUGAAGGUGAUGCGUUGCCUGGACCACCCCAACGUUCUGAAGUUCAUCGGGGUUCUUUACAAGGACAAGAGGCUCAACUUCAUCACAGAGUACAUCAAAGGAGGCACCCUGAGGGACAUCAUUAAAAAAAUGGAGAGCAAGUAUCCAUGGAAUCAGCGAGUGAGUUUUGCCAAGGAUAUUGCAGCUGGAAUGACCUACCUGCAUUCCAUGAACAUUCUCCACCGGGACUUGAAUUCAUACAACUGUCUUGUUCGAGAGAACAAGAGCGUGGUUGUGGCUGAUUUCGGGCUGUCCCGGCUGAUGGUGGAAGACAAGCACCAGACAGACAAGCUCUCCGCCAACAAACUGCCGACGCUGAAGAAGCGGGACCGGCGAAAGCGCUACACUGUGGUGGGGAACCCUUACUGGAUGGCUCCUGAGAUGAUCCACGGAAAGAGUUACGACGAGAAGGUGGAUGUCUUUUCCUUUGGGAUCAUGCUGUGUGAGAUCAUUGGCAGGGUCAGUGCAGACCCAGACUACCUGCCCAGGACGAUGGAUUUCGGUCUCAAUGUCAAGGGCUUCCUGGACCGGUUCUGCCCCCCUGACUGCCCGCAGCCCUUCUUCCCCAUUGCAGUUCUGUGCUGUGACCUGGACCCAGAGAAACGACCCUCGUUUGCCAAGCUGGAGCAGUGGCUGGAGAACCUGAAAAUGCACAUGGAAAACCGGCGUCCGUUGACCUCCGAACUCGACCGGACCACGCAGGACUUCUGGCAGAGCCACACGCGCUCCGAGAACGGGCUGCACACACACCCCGAGCAGCCUGAGUAACUGGUGGGCAGGCUUGAGCUGAACUGGUAGCAAUGGACAUAGGAGGUGGGGUGGGGCAGGGGAGAGGGGUCCACUCACAUCAAACUGUCUGCCACCAUACAGGCAGCUUGCACCCAGGUGUAGCUAAUGGAAGGUGGAACUGGUUUUCACUGAGACAGACUCGGACUUGGCUGUCAAUUCUGGGGGUUCGAAAGCUAAUCAAAGCGCACUUUCGUUAUCGAACACAGAAUGUCACUUCACCAUCACGGCUCUAGUCUGCUGAACGUUCAUUUUAAUGUUGUUAUCUUCUUAAUCAUAGUACAGGAGUAGAGAAGUCUUUUAAAAGCUCCCUGUUACUGGAAUCAGUGGGGUUUAUUUAUACAAAAGGCACCUGUGAAACACUAAAAGUGUUGGUUUAGGUUGUGUUGAGCUUAAAUAUUUAGAAUUUUGACAUUCUAUUACGUUUUAAAUAGAAUUGUAAAAUUUAAAAUAUUUAAAUGGGGGGGGAAAAGUUUUACUUUUAAAUAGCCCUAAAUGGUAGAUAGCAAGAUGCUUUGGUAGUUUCUGAAGAUUACAGUAGAGGGCGGUAUAGCAUCAUAACCUCAAAUAGAAUUCCACAGCCUCUUAGCCCCACGCAACUGUGUCUAAUAGGUUAUAAUCAUGCAUUGCAAAGCACGAUUAUUUGUGUAACCCGAUCAUUUCUGAUUCUGAUAUCCAGCUUGACUGUAAAUAGUUAUCGCCAUCAUGUAAAUGUUUAAAAGAUUAUAACUGUACAGAAAUAUUUUAUAUAUUAAGGCUCCAUAUUUUUUCUUAAGCUAUACAUUACAUGAAUAGCCUGGCUACACUUUUAAAGCAGCUUGCCUGGCAAUGAAGUCUGCACUGCAUUGUAGAGACAUUUCACUGUAAAAACUAAACUGGAACUAGCCAGAAAUAAUGCAUCUUCUACAUAUGUCUGUAUAUACAAACCCAACUACUGUCUGUUUUUUGAGGGGCACCUAUUGAAAUGGUUACAGUUCUAGUGCAUAGAUGGCACUGUGAUACCAAAUGUUUUCAUGAGGAGUAAGGACAAAGAUACUGUAUCCAAGUUAGAAACCUUGUUCGGUCAUUGGCCUUUCUUUAUUUCAGCCCUGGCUUACUAAGGUUAUUUUUACAUUGUAAAAUGCAAUACAAUUAUCCCUCGAUAAUUCACACAUCUGGUUAAGACAGUGAAUUGUACAAGUACUGUAUGAACCCUUUGUGUGUGUGUGAAGGCUUCUGCAAAAUAACAUCUGGUUUGCGAUGCUUCCUAUAAGCCUGUGAUUCUUAUCAACAUUGGUGACGGCUUUGCAAAAAUCAGAACUGAGAACGAAUCAUCCUGGAACGUGCAGAAUUUCACCCCUGCGCAGAGUGGCAGCUGUGUUAAGAGCUCAAGAACACACGAGCGUGGCUUUUUCAUUCAUCACUACACACAAUACCUAACUUUUAAACACUCGGAAGACUUUUGAGAUCUAGUCAUUGAUUAUUCAAAGCCACACUGCCUGAUGCAAGGAUGGGAAUCAUAGCUGUUGCAUAUAGCGACACAGAACUGAUUUUUCAACUGUACUGUAGCUCACUGCGACAACUUUCAAUAGACAAUGUUUAAAAAGCCAGAUGACUAUAAAUACUAAUGUAAAUAUCUGUAUUUGGGUGUAUUUACACACACAAGCUGUGGAUUAGCGGCAUUGCAUGUUGGCUUAGUGUUAAUACUUCCAAUGCUUCAAAGCUGUUUCUGUAAUCUUUAGCCGCUUAUAAACUAAAAAAUGAAGGAAUUAAUUUAAAAAGUUGUGUACAGAAAGCAGAGAUCAGCUAAAAAAAAAAAAAAAAAAAAAAAAAGUCAAACACAGAAUUGCUUUAGAAAUAUAAACCACUGUUUUUUGUAAAGGUUUUUUUUUUUUUUUUAUUUGAUUUGCACCAACCUUGGAGCCUUUUCAGUUAAGGGAGACAGGUGGAGUUUUCUGUGUUAGAGCUACAUUUGCCUGAGAUGAGGGCUCAGGGAAAGCAGCACAUUGCCACCUGCAAGCCAUGUGUUGCAUUUGCUUACAGAGCAGAACUGUAGAGGGGAAAUUUGUCUUUCCACACUUCAACAACUGGGACGCUUGUAGUGUAGCUGCCCUUUUAUUCAGUCAUCAUGUCUGUGCCUCCUGAUUUAGCUACACAACCUAGUUUGCCAGCUAUUGGUAUGCAUGUGUUUGCAUAACCCUGGAGUCUAAGACAGGUGAACUCUGAAUGCAAGACAACCGAAGUGUACGUCUGCUACAAACUGGAAAGCUCUCCUGUACUUCCUAACACCUGUAGACAGGUCCCCUAUGAAAGCUGUGCCAUGGUAAGCCUGCGUUCACUAUAGCACUGUUUAAUAAUCCGUACUGUUACGGCCUUUCCUCAAACAGACUUCCCCGUUACUGAAGCACUUCAAACAUACACUCGUCGAAAUACUAAAAUAAUAAUCUAUAGCAUUACAAGAAAUAGCACUCUAGAUGCACACUCUAGAAACUUUGCGUGCACGUUCAUUAAAGAAAGUUAAUGUUGAUGCCUCCAUUGACGCACGCCAUGAUAUCAGAACUACUCGUGGGAUUGUGAUGAAGCUUCAUGUACCAAGUCUUUACCACCAGAGAUUAUUGUUUGCCCAUAGCCAGGGGACUGACAGUAAAGAAUAGUGUGAAACACUGGCUGACAUUUUGCAAGGUUGAAACAUGACACCUCUUCAUAAGGGACCAUUACUGCUGAACGGAGCUGUGCCUUUCUGUUAAAGCUAGCCUUACCAACUACUUGUAGUUAUUUUAUAUCAUAAAAUGUCCACCUGUAUAGGUUUUAUACCAUUGCUAAUAAUUAUGUUUUAAUAUCUUCUGUACUGUAACUUGUUUUUUUUUUUUUUUUUUUUUAUUUGUCAUAUUUCCAUCGUCCUGUUUUUUAAUUGGUUGUAUUUUAUUUUGUUUUGCACAAGCUGUGAAAAUAAGAAUAUGCGCACUUUAAUCUGGGAAGUGAAGAUGAGGAGGUCCAGGGACAAGUCUCUGUAUUUUAGGGAUGGGAAAGAACUCCCAUUCCAUAGCAGUUUGAUCCAUUCCUCGUUUUCCUGAGUUUAAUAGCACACACUUGAGCUUCUUACCUUUGCACUGUGGCGAAGCAAGCUCGUAGCAAAACCUGGAAUGGGUGAAACUGCAAUGCAUUAGGAGUCUUAUUUCUGGUAUUUCACUGCAGCUGGAAUAAAAUGGCCGAUCCCUCAAA